This is a messenger RNA of Funneliformis geosporum, 285 nucleotides long. NCBI's taxonomy places the organism in Eukaryota, Fungi, Glomeromycota, Glomeromycetes, Glomerales, Glomeraceae. The record is from the annotation of a GenBank genome assembly.
AUGACAAGAAAGGCAUUAAAUGAGCAAAUAAAAUUCUUAAAAGAACGUCUAGAAAGAAUUGAAAAGAGAAAGGAUAGGAAGAUUGAUCCAAUAGAAUAUACUAGUUUAUCAAAAAUUACUGAUUAUAAUAAAGCAUCAAAAUCUAAGGCCCUGUCUAGGUCUCCAUUCAGAACUGCAUCCAAUAAAAAUGAUGUUCAAAGUAAUAAAAGUAAAAAGGACCACUUUCACCUUAUUACUCCAGAUUUUCUUACAGAAGAUGUUAACGAUAAUAGAUCCAUCACAAGC